This is a messenger RNA of Alternaria alternata, 1239 nucleotides long. RefSeq lists its product as hypothetical. NCBI's taxonomy places the organism in Eukaryota, Fungi, Ascomycota, Dothideomycetes, Pleosporales, Pleosporaceae. The record is from RefSeq and is a predicted model, not a curated record. The coding region runs from base 326 to 1000 and encodes 224 amino acids. The transcript has 3 exons.
CUUUCAGUCUUCUGAGUGCCCUCAUCCUCCCCGUGCGCCUACCGCCUCUUACUCCACAUACGUAUUUGUCGCAAAGGUGCUCACAUAUGUCUUCCGAUCGCAAUACCGGUAGGAGCACACUGGAAUAGCACCAUUAGCGCCAAAUCAGUGGCUUAUAACAUGUGAUCUCCCUCUUGUUCCUUCCUUCUAUAUCAGCCUCGACUUCCUUGAUCGGCAUCUCUCUCCGAAGGUUAUUUUCAUAUAGCACUCAGUCUUACUCACUUACCUCACUUAUCUCACUUAUCAGAUCUUUUAGAAACAACCAGAUCCAUUCGUCAAGUACAAUAUGUACUCUUCCAAAUUCUUCGCUGUUGCGCUCGGCUUCCUGACUGUACUCCUAAACGCUGCACCGACUUCUCCAAAUCCCAACCUUAUGUCUAAGGAUUGGCGCCAUGUCCUCACCCCGGACAACUUCCUGGCGUCUACUAUCGAACCAGGCUCAUCAAUGGCCUCCGUUCUGGUCCCUGGCAUGGCGAGUGAUCCAAAUGUCCCUCAGAUCCGCGGUGAAGUUAGGAACCAUUGUUCUUUCUCUGUCUGGGCUCGUCUCUCAAUCUCCCCAGUCAGCUCUGGACCUAGCCACGAGAAAUGCGACAACCCCGGCGAAACCAGCAUGGUCGAAAUCAAGCCAGGCCAGAGGUACAAGGCGCCUUUUCCAUGCCAGAUGAAUCAGCGUAGUCACGUCAUCAAGGUCGCCUACCACCCAGCGGAUCUACGCGUCUACCAAAUUGAAUAUUCUGCGGACGGCCAUGAUGGCCGCAUGUGGUACAACCUUUCCGCUGAGGACGCCGCGCCUUUCCAAGAUGUUGAGCGCUAUCUGGGUGGCCGCGGCCCUACUUGCCCUCUCGUGCACUGUGCACCCGGCCAGUACGGUAAAGACCCGGUCCAUGGAUGCGAUUGGCCGCUCCAACCCUUGUGUGAUAGCCUGGGCAGUGUCGUCGCUGUCAUCUGUGGAAGGCUUUAGGGUCGCCGAGAUGAGGUCAGCAUUUGACGUUGGUUAUAGAUCUCCAGGAGAGCAUGUAAGUCAUAUGGAUGCCAUGAGGCAUAUGGAGCGUGUGGACUUUGGAUAUCAAGACGUUUCGAUAUACAUCAAUUUUGGCGAUGUAUGGACAUAUUGCAAAACAUUUCGAAUUGACACCUCAUGUGAACACCUGAAAACGUCGCCUUCUUGUUCUUGUUUUGGUACGUAACACUGCAGGUAUU